AUGAGGGGCCACGUCCCCAGCAUCUUCCACAUGCUCUGGCUUUUGGUGCUGCUCCCUGGAUGCUGGGCCCAGGUGAACCGGCUGCCCUUCUUCAUCAACCACUUCUUUGACACGUACCUGCUCAUCAGCGAGGACACGCCUGUCGGCUCCUCCGUGACGCAGCUGCUCGCCCGAGACAUGGACAAUGACCCACUGGUGUUCGGCGUGUCCGGGGAGGAGGCCUCCCGCUUCUUUGCCGUGGAGCCUGACACAGGCGUGGUGUGGCUCCGGCAGCCGCUGGACAGAGAGACCAAGUCCGAGUUCACCGUGGAGUUCUCCGUCAGUGACCACCAGGGGGUGAUCACACGGAAGGUGAACAUCCAGGUGGGGGACGUGAACGACAACGCGCCCACGUUUCACAACCAGCCCUACAGUGUCCGCAUCCCGGAGAACACACCGGUGGGGACGCCCAUCUUCAUCGUGAACGCCACAGACCCCGACCUGGGAGCCGGCGGCAGCGUCCUCUACUCCUUCCAGCCCCCCUCCCCAUUCUUCGCCAUCGACAGCGCCCGCGGCAUUGUCACUGUGACCCGGGAGCUGGACUACGAGACCACGCAGGCCUACCAGCUCACGGUCAACGCCACGGAUCAAGACAAGACCAGGCCUCUGUCCACCCUGGCCAACUUGGCCAUCAUCAUCACCGACGUGCAGGACAUGGACCCCGUCUUCAUCAACCUGCCCUACAGCACCAACAUCUACGAGCACUCUCCUCCGGGCACAACAGUGCGCAUUGUCACUGCCAUCGACCAGGACAAGGGGCGUCCCCGGGGAAUUGGCUACACGAUUGUCUCAGGAAACACCAACAGCAUCUUUGCCCUGGACUACAUCAGCGGAGCACUGACCCUGAAUGGCCUGCUGGACCGGGAGAACCCCCUGUACAGCCACGGCUUCAUCCUGACCGUGAAGGGCACAGAGCUGAAUGACGACCGCACCCCGUCUGAUGCCACUGUCACCACGACCUUCAACAUCCUGGUCAUCGACAUCAAUGACAACGCACCCGAAUUCAACAGCUCUGAGUACAGCGUGGCCAUCACCGAGCUGGCGCAGGUUGGCUUUGCACUCCCCCUCUUCAUCCAAGUGGUGGACAAGGACGAGGACGUGGGCCUGAACAGCAUGUUCGAGGUGUACCUGGUGGGCAACAACUCCCACCACUUCAUCAUCUCCCCAACCUCUGUGCAAGGCAAAGCCGACAUCCGCAUCCGCGUGGCCACCCCCCUGGACUACGAGACCGUGGACCGCUACGACUUCGACCUCUUUGCCAACGAGAGUGUGCCCGACCACGUGGGCUACGCCAAGGUGAAGAUCGCCCUCAUCAACGAGAACGACAACCGGCCUAUCUUCAGCCAGCCCCUCUACAACGUGAGCCUGCACGAGAACGUCACCGUGGGCACCUCCGUGCUGACAGUGCUGGCCACGGACAAUGACGUGGGCACCUUCGGGGAAGUCAACUACUUCUUCAGCGAUGACCCUGAUAGGUUCUCCCUGGACAAGGACACCGGACUCAUCGUGCUGAUUGCCAGACUAGACUUCGAGCUCAUCCAGCGCUUCACCUUGACCGUCAUCGCCCGGGACGGGGGCGGGGAGGAGACCACAGGCCGGGUCAGGAUCAACGUGCUGGACGUCAACGACAACGUGCCCACCUUUCAGAAGGAUGCCUAUGUGGGCGCCCUGCGGGAGAAUGAGCCUUCUGUCACGCAGCUGGUGCGGCUGCGGGCCACAGAUGAGGACUCCCCGCCCAACAACCAGAUCACCUACAGCAUCGUCAACGCCUCCGCCUUUGGCAGCUACUUUGACAUCAGCGUGUACGAGGGCUACGGAGUGAUCAGCGUGAGCCGGCCCCUGGAUUACGAGCAGAUACCCAAUGGGCUCAUCUAUCUGACGGUCAUGGCCAAGGAUGCCGGGAACCCCCCCCUCAACAGCACCGUCCCGGUCAUCAUUGAGGUGUUCGAUGAGAACGACAACCCGCCCACCUUCAGCAAGCCCGCCUACUUCGUCUCCGUGGUGGAGAACAUCAUGGCAGGAGCCACGGUGCUGUUCCUGAACGCCACGGACCUGGACCGCUCCCGCGAGUACGGCCAGGAGUCCAUCAUCUACUCCUUGGAGGGCUCCACCCAGUUCCGGAUCAACGCCCGCUCUGGUGAGAUCACCACCACAUCUCUGCUGGACCGGGAAGUCAAGUCUGAGUACAUCCUCAUUGUCCGCGCCGUGGACGGGGGCGUGGGCCACAACCAGAAGACGGGCAUCGCCACUGUGAACAUCACCCUCCUGGACAUCAAUGACAACCACCCCACCUGGAAGGACGCCCCCUACUACAUCAACCUGGUGGAGAUGACGCCGCCAGACUCAGACGUGACCACGGUGGUGGCCGUGGACCCAGACCUGGGCGAGAACGGCACCCUGGUGUACAGCAUCCAGCCGCCCAACAAGUUCUACAGCCUCAACAGCACCACGGGCAAGAUCCGCACCACGCACGUCAUGCUGGACCGGGAGAACCCGGACCCCGAGGAGGCGGAGCUCAUGCGCCGGAUUAUCGUCUCCGUCACCGACUGCGGCAGACCCCCUCUGAGGGCCACCAGCAGUGCCACAGUGUUUGUGAACCUCCUGGACCUCAACGACAAUGACCCCACCUUUCAGAACCUGCCCUUUGUGGCCGAGGUCCUGGAGGGCACCCCCGCCGGGGUCUCUGUCUACCAAGUGGUGGCCAUCGACCUGGACGAGGGCCUGAACGGGCUGGUGUCCUACCGCAUGCAGGUGGGCAUGCCCCGCCUGGACUUCCUCCUCAACAGCAGCAGCGGCGUGGUGGUGACCACGGCCGAGCUGGACCGCGAGCGCGUCGCCGAGUACCAGCUGCGGGUGGUGGCCAGCGACGCGGGCACGCCCACCAAGAGCUCCACCAGCACGCUCACCAUCCGAGUGCUGGACGUAAACGACGAGACGCCCACCUUCUUCCCGGCCGUGUACAACGUGUCGGUGUCGGAGGACGUGCCGCGCGAGUUCCGGGUGGUCUGGCUGAACUGCACGGACAACGACAUUGGCCUCAACGCUGAGCUCAGCUACUUCAUCACGGGUGGAAACGUGGAUGGGAAGUUCAGCGUGGGCUACCGCGAUGCUGUGGUGAGGACGGUGGUGGGCCUGGACCGUGAGACCACAGCCGCGUACACACUCGUCCUGGAGGCCAUUGACAACGGCCCCGUAGGCAAGCGGCGCACAGGCACGGCCACCGUGUUUGUCACCGUCCUGGACGUGAACGACAACCGGCCCAUCUUCCUGCAGAGCAGCUACGAGGCCAGCGUCCCCGAGGACAUUCCCGAGGGCCACAGCAUCGUGCAGCUGAGAGCCACCGAUGCAGACGAGGGCGAGUUUGGGCGAGUGUGGUACCGCAUCCUGCACGGUAACCACGGCAACAACUUCCGGAUCCAUGUCAGCAAUGGGCUCCUGAUGCGAGGGCCCCGGCCGCUGGACCGAGAGAGGAACUCGUCCCACGUGCUGGUGGUGGAGGCCUACAACCACGACCUGGGCCCCAUGAGGAGCUCUGUCCGGGUGAUCGUGUACGUGGAAGACGUCAAUGACGAGGCCCCGGUGUUCACACAGCAGCAGUACAGCCGCCUGGGACUGCGCGAGACUGCCGGCAUCGGCACCUCCGUCAUCGUUGUCCGCGCCACGGACCGGGACACUGGGGCCGGCGGCCUGGUGAAUUACCACAUCCUGUCGGGCGCGGAAGGCAAGUUCGAGAUUGACGAGAGCACGGGGCUGGUCAUCACGGUGGACUACCUGGACUACGAGACCAAGACCAGCUACCUGAUGAACGUGUCGGCCACGGACCAGGCGCCGCCCUUCCACCGCGGCUUCUGCAGCGUCCAUGUCACUCUGCUCAACGAGCUGGACGAGGCUGUGCAGUUCUCCAACGCCUCCUACGAGGCCGCCAUCUGGGAGAACCUGGCGCUGGGCACGGAGGUCGUGCGCGUGCAGGCCUACUCCCUGGACAACCUCAACCAGAUCGCCUACCGCUUCGACGCCCACACCAGCGCCCAGGCCAAGGCCCUGUUCAAGGUUGAUGCCGUCACGGGAGCGAUCACUGUCAAAGGCCUCGUGGAUCGGGAGAAGGGCGACUUCUACACCCUGACUGUGGUAGCGGACGACGGCGGCCCCAAGGCAGAUUCCACUGUGAAGGUCUACAUCACGGUGCUGGACGAGAACGACAACAGCCCGCACUUCGACGUCACCUCCGACUCGGCGGUCAGCGUGCCCGAGGACUGUGCCGUGGGCCAGCGGGUGGCCACUGUCAAGGCCCAGGACCCCGAUGCCGGCAGCAAUGGGCAGGUGGUCUUCUCCCUGGCCUCCGGCAACAUCGCCGGGGCCUUUGAGAUCGUCACCACCAACGACUCCAUCGGCGAAGUGUUUGUGGCCAGGCCCCUGGACAGAGAAGAGCUGGACCACUACAUCCUCAAGGUUGUGGCUUCCGACCGGGGCAGCCCCCCGCGGAAGAAGGAGCACCUCCUGCAGGUGACCGUCCUGGAUGUCAACGACAACCCUCCCGUGGUCGAGAGCCCCUCGGGCUACAACGUCAGCGUGAACGAGAACGUGGGCGGGGGUACCGCUGUGGUCCAGGUGAAAGCCAGCGACCGUGACAUCGGGAUCAACAGUGUCCUGUCCUACUACAUCACCGAGGGCAACGAGGACAUGACCUUCCGCAUGGACCGCAUCAGCGGUGAAAUCGUCACACGGCCUGCCCCGCCGGACCGCGAGCGCCAGAGCUUCUACCACCUGGUGGUCACCGUGGAAGACGAGGGCACCCCCACCCUGUCGGCCACCACCCACGUGUACGUGACCAUUGUGGAUGAGAACGACAACGCACCCGUGUUCCAGCAGCCCCACUAUGAGGUGCUGCUGGAUGAGGGCCCCAACACCAUCAACACCAGCCUCAUCACCGUCCAGGCGCUGGACCUGGACGAGGGGCCCAACGGCACAGUCACCUACGCCAUCGUGGCAGGCAACAUCAUCAACACCUUCCGGAUCAACAGACACACGGGGGUCAUCCGUGCCAUCAAGGAGCUGGACUACGAGAUCAGCCAUGGCCGCUACACCCUGACGGUCACCGCCACGGACCAGUGCCCCAUCCUGUCCCACCGCCUCACCUCCACCACCACGGUGCUUGUGAACGUGAACGACAUCAAUGACAACGUGCCCACCUUCCCCCGGGACUACGAGGGCCCGUUUGAGGUCACCGAGGGCCAGCCGGGGCCCAGAGUGUGGACAUUCCUGGCCCAUGACCGGGACUCGGGCCCCAAUGGGCAGGUGGAGUACAGCGUUGUGGGCGGAGACCCGCUGGGGGAGUUUGUGAUCUCUCCCGUGGAGGGGGUACUGCGGGUACGGAAAGAUGUGGAGCUGGACCGCGAGACCAUCGCCUUCUACAACCUGACCAUCUGUGCUCGUGACAGGGGCGUGCCCCCGCUCAGCUCCACGAUGCUGGUGGGGAUCCGGGUGCUGGACAUCAACGACAACGACCCCGUGCUGCUGAACCUGCCCAUGAACAUCACCAUCAGUGAGCACAGCCCCGUCUCCAGCGUCGUGGCUCACGUCCUGGCCAGCGACGCCGACAGCGGCUGCAACGCGCUGCUCACCUUCAACAUCACGGCAGGCAACCGCGAGCGGGCCUUCUCCAUCAACGCCACGACAGGAAUCGUCACCGUGAACCGGCCCCUGGACCGAGAGCGGAUCCCCGAGUACAAGCUGACCAUCUCUGUGAAGGACAACCCAGAGAACCCGCGCAUAGCCAGGAGGGACUAUGACCUACUGGUGAUCCUCCUCUCGGAUGAGAAUGACAACCACCCCCUCUUCACUGAGAGCACCUACCAGGCCGAGGUGAUGGAAAACUCUCCUGCUGGGACCCCCCUCACGGUGCUCAAUGGGCCCAUCCUGGCCCUGGACGCCGACCAGGAUGUCUACGCUGUGGUCAGCUACCGGCUGCUGGGUGCCCAGAGUGGCCUUUUUGACAUCGACAACAGCACGGGCGUGGUGAUGGUGAAGUCAGGUGUUGUCAUUGACCGGGAGGCCUUCUCGCCCCCUGUCCUGGAGCUGCUGCUUCUGGCUGAGGACAUCGGGCUACUCAACGGCACAGCCCAGCUGCUCGUCACCAUCCUGGACGACAACGACAACUGGCCCACCUUCAGCCCUGCCUUCCUCACUGUUCACCUGCUGGAGAACUGCCCACCCGGAUUCCCAGUCCUCCAGGUCACCGCAACCGACGAGGACAGUGGCCUCAACGGGGAGCUGGUGUACCGCAUAGAAGCCGGGGCCCAGGACCGCUUCCUCAUCCACCCGCUCACUGGGCUCAUCCGUGUGGGCAACGCCACCAUCGACAGGGAGGAGCAGGACUCCUACAGGCUGACCGUGGUGGCCGCUGACCGGGGCACCAUCCCGCUCUCCGGCACGGCUGUCGUCACCAUCCUGAUCGAUGACGUCAAUGACUCCCGCCCCGAGUUCCUGAACCCCGUCCAAACGGUGAGCGUGCUGGAGUCGGCCGCACCCGGCACCAUCAUUGCCAACGUCACCGCUGUCGACCGUGACCUCAACCCGAAGCUGGAAUACCACAUCCUUGGCAUCGUGGCCAAGGACGACACCGACCGUCUGGUCCCUGACCAGGACGACACCUUCGCCGUGAACGUCAACACAGGGUCUGUAAUGGUGAAGUCCCCCCUGAACCGGGAGCUAGUUGCCACUUAUGAGGUCACUCUCUCUGUGAUUGACAAUGCCAGCGACCUACCGGAGCGCUCUGUCAGUGUGCCAAACGCCAAGCUCACAGUCAACAUCCUGGACGUGAAUGACAACACACCCCAGUUCAAGCCCUUUGGGAUCACCUACUACACAGAGCGAGUCCUGGAGGGGGCCGCCCCGGGCACCACGCUCAUCGCUGUAGUGGCUGUGGACCCCGACAAGGGCCUCAACGGGCUCAUCACCUACACCCUGCUGGACCCGACGCCCCCAGGCUACGUGAAGCUGGAGGACUCCUCCGCGGGAAAGGUCAUUGCGAACCGCACGGUGGACUACGAGGAAGUGCACUGGCUGAACUUCACCGUGAGGGCCUCGGACAACGGGUCCCCACCCCGGGCGGCCGAGAUCCCUGUCUUCCUGGAGAUUGUGGACGUCAAUGACAAUAACCCCAUCUUCGAGCAGCCCUACUACCAGGAGGCUGUCUUCGAGGACGUGCUUGUGGGCACGGUCAUCCUGACGAUCGCUGCUACAGACGCCGACUCGGGCAACUUCGCCCUCAUCGAGUACAGCCUCGGGGAUGGAGAGGGCAAGUUUGCCAUCAACCCCAGCACGGGUGACAUCUACGUGCUGUCCUCUCUGGACCGGGAGAAGAAGGACCACUACAUCCUGACAGCCUUGGCCAAGGACAACCCUGGGGACGUGGCCAGCAACCGUCGAGAAAACUCGGUGCAGGUGGUGAUCCAAGUGCUGGAUGUCAACGACUGUCGGCCACAGUUCUCCAAGCUCCAGUUCAGCACCAGUGUGUAUGAGAACGAGCCGGCAGGCACCUCAGUCAUCACCAUGGUGGCCACUGAUCAGGAUGAGGGCUCCAAUGGGGAGCUGGCCUACUCGCUCGAGGGCCCUGGUGCAGAGGCCUUCCAUGUGGACGUGGACUCGGGCCUGGUGACCACUCAGCGGCCACUGCAGUCCUAUGAGAGGUUCAACCUGACCGUGGUGGCCACGGAUGGUGGCCAGCCCCCUCUGUGGGGCAGCACCAUGUUGCUGGUCGAGGUCAUCGACGUCAACGACAACCGCCCUGUGUUCGUGCGCCCACCCAACGGCACCAUCCUCCACAUCCGGGAGGAGAUCCCGCUGCGCUCCAACGUGUACGAGGUCUACGCCACCGACAAGGACGAGGGCCUCAACGGGGCGGUGCGCUACAGCUUCCUGAAGACAGCGGGCAGCCGGGACUGGGAGUACUUCACCAUCGACGCCGUCAGCGGCCUCAUCCAGACCGCGCAGCGCCUGGACCGCGAGAAGCAGGCCGUGUACAACCUCAUCUUGGUGGCCAGUGACCUGGGCCAGCCGGUACCCUACGAGACCAUGCAGCCCCUGCAGGUGGCCCUGGAGGACAUCGACGACAACGAGCCCCUGUUCGUCAGGCCCCCAAAAGGAAGCCCUCAGUACCAGCUGCUGACCGUGCCGGAACACGCGCCCCAUGGCACCCUGGUGGGCAACGUGACGGGCGCCAUGGACGCAGACGAGGGCUCCAAUGCCAUCGUCUACUACUUCAUCGCUGCCGGCAAUGAAGAUGAGAACUUCCACCUGCAGCCCGACGGGCGCCUGCUGGUGCUGCGGGACCUGGAUCGGGAGCGGGAAGCCGUCUUCUCCUUCAUCGUCAAGGCCUCGAGCAACCGCAGCUGGACCCCGCCCGGCGGCCCUGCCCCCGCCCUCGACCUGGUCUCGGACCUGAGCCUGCAGGAGGUGCGCGUCGUGCUGGAGGACAUCAACGACCAGCCGCCGCGCUUCACCAAGGCCGAGUACACUGCAGGGGUGGCCACCGACGCCAAGGUGGGCUCGGAGCUGAUCCAGGUGCUGGCCCUGGACGCAGAUAUUGGCAACAACAGCCUGGUCUUCUACAGCAUCCUGGCCAUCCACUACUUCCGGGCCCUCGCCAACGACUCCGAGGACGUGGGCCAGGUCUUCACCUUGGGGAGCGUGGACGGCAUCCUGCGCACCUUCGACCUGUUCAUGGCCUACAGCCCUGGCUACUUCAUGGUGGACAUCGUGGCCCGGGACCUGGCGGGCCACAACGACACGGCCAUCAUCGGCAUCUAUAUCCUACGGGAUGAGCAGCGCGUCAAGAUCGUCAUUAACGAGAUCCCGGACCGCGUGCGCAGCUUCGAGGAGGAGUUCAUCCGCCUGCUGUCCAACAUCACGGGCGCCAUCGUCAACACUGACGACGUGCAGUUCCACGUGGACAAGAAGGGCCGGGUGAACUUCGCGCAGACAGAGCUGCUCAUCCACGUGGUGAACCGCGACACGAACCGCAUCCUGGGCGUGGACCGGGUGAUCCAGAUGAUCGACGAGAACAAGGAGCAGCUGCGCAACCUCUUCCGCAACUACAACGUGCUGGACGUGCAGCCGGCCAUCUCCGUGCGGCUGCCUGACGACAUGUCGGCGCUGCAGAUGGCGAUCAUCGUCCUGGCCAUCCUCCUCUUCCUGGCGGCCAUGCUCUUCAUCCUCAUGAACUGGUACUACCGGACCGUACACAAGAGGAAACUCAAGGCCAUCGUGGCUGGCUCAGCAGGGAAUCGCGGCUUCAUCGACAUCAUGGACAUGCCCAACACCAACAAGUACUCCUUUGACGGAGCCAAUCCCGUGUGGCUGGACCCCUUCUGCCGGAACCUGGAGCUGGCGGCCCAGGCUGAGCGCGAGGACGACCUCCCCGAGAACCUGAGCGAGAUGGCCGACCUGUGGAGCAGCCCCACCCGCACACACGGAACCUUCGGGCGAGAGCCAACAGCCGUCAAGCCCGCCGAUGACCGGUACCUGCGGGCAGCCAUCCAGGAAUACGACAAUAUUGCCAAGCUGGGUCAGAUCAUCCGGGAGGGGCCCAUCCAGGGCUCGCUGCUGAAAGUGGUCCUGGAGGAUUACCUGCGGCUCAAAAAGCUCUUUGCACAGCGGAUGGUGCAAAAAGCCUCCUCCAGCCACUCCUCCCUGUCCGAGCUGAUCCAGACCGAGCUGGAGGAAGAGCUGGGGGACCACAGCCCAGGCCAGGGAAGCCUGCGCUUCCGCCACAAGCCCCCCAUGGAGCUCAAGGGGCCCGACGGGAUCCACGUGGUUCACGGCAGCACCGGCACACUGCUGGCCACCGACCUCAGCAGCCUGCCCGAGGACGACCAGAAGGGCCUGGGCCGCUCCCUGGAGACGCUCGCAGCCUCGGAGGCCGCUGCCUUUGAGCGCAAUGCCCGCACCGAGUCCGCCAAAUCCACGCCCCUCCACAAGCUCCGCGACGUCAUCAUGGAGAGCCCGCUGGAGAUCACAGAGCUAUGACCAGGCCAGCCCUGCCUGGACGAGGACCGGUUGGCCCUGGUGGCCCCCACCAGCUGCUCCGAGUUACUCCUGCCAGGCGCUCAGUCAUCUGACCUCUACCUUCAGUAAAUGUUAUUUUUUUAAGAAAACCAAACAAAAAUGCUAAGCGUCUAAGGACGAGGUACAGUGGGGACGUGGGAGGCCAAGGGCCAAGCCGGACCUCAUGCACUGCAUGUGGGAGACAGGAAGCUGGCGCCCCCUGCUGGCCUACACCUGCACUCCACCCAAGGCCAGUCCGCACAACGCCGCAGGGGGCCAAGCCCCGGGCACACACCCCAGAGAUGAUCAGUGUCGCCGACCGAGCCGCCUCCCCGUGUCAUGGCUGCCCCCUCCGCCCAGCUUACGGAGAGAAGACUGCUGCUCCCUCGCGUCUGGAACGUGGAGUGUCUGUGUGUAUUCUUUAAGUUAUUCUCCGUACUCUCCCACUUUUGUUCAAUUGGCACGCAUUGAGAGUUUCUAGAAUGGUCCAUUUAAAAGAAA
Lepus europaeus (European hare) is the source of this 10584-nucleotide messenger RNA. RefSeq names its product cadherin related 23 (gene CDH23). The transcript is spliced from 69 exons. Gene Ontology annotation, molecular function: cadherin binding; calcium ion binding. Bases 1 to 10065 code for a protein of 3354 amino acids. Gene Ontology annotation, cellular component: plasma membrane; catenin complex. Lineage: Eukaryota; Metazoa; Chordata; Mammalia; Lagomorpha; Leporidae. Gene Ontology annotation, biological process: homophilic cell-cell adhesion. The record is from RefSeq and is a predicted model, not a curated record.